Messenger RNA from Anisakis simplex (herring worm), 214 nucleotides. The record is from the annotation of a GenBank genome assembly. NCBI's taxonomy places the organism in Eukaryota, Metazoa, Nematoda, Chromadorea, Rhabditida, Anisakidae.
GGACGAUUGGAGUGGGGAUUGGCAAGCGUCGAGCGGUGAAGAGCGGUUCGGUGGGGGCGAGAGCGGGGAGAAUGCGAUCGAAACGUAUCAGAUCGACGAUUUGAUGAGGNGUUUUAUUGGGGGUUUUGAAGUUUAUUUGAGGAAUUUUGUGGAGGGGGGUGAAGUGAAGGUUGUGGUAUUUUUUAUGGUUGAGCGUGGCGUAGAUGGUGUGUAG